GGAUGGAGAGGAGAGCCAUGUAUUUGGGAUAGUUACUACCACUCAGUUCUGACUGGGAUUUCCUUGACACAAGUCAAGGUAUUGUGUCGAAAGUUUCAUGAUGAAUAUAAUACUUGGAAAUUGUGUGGGCAGCUGUGACCAGUUAGCUGGUCCACCGCCUGAUUUUAUCCUAUCUAUGCCGCCGCCACCGUUGCCGUCCUUUUUGAUCUCAAAGCCGGCGACAGUGGAUAUCCUGGUGCCCUCCAAUGAGUCUCAGCCAUGUUUUGCAGCCUUUAUGUGUGGCCAUGGAAUGCAGCACAAUGAGAGCGGAAAUGCCUUGAUGGAGCUGGUGAGAAGUGAUUCCAAGAGUCUGGAGAACGUCUGGCUAUUUGUCUCAUCUUGCAUUGGGAUCUUUGUAUUCGGCUGUUUCCUGGCCCUCCUUGUUAUCAGAUGCAGAGAUAGUUCCUUCUUUUCGUACCAUGACGCCAAUAUCAAGCAAACAGCAAUCAACGCUUUAGGUGAGGCCACCAAGUCAAAUGCUUUUACAUCCGGUGGAAUCCUAUAUCCAUGUGCCACGGCCAACAGUCGGGAUCUCCUCCAGAGUCAACUGGUCAAUGAUAGUCGUCUUUUGUGGGCCACACUAACGCCUCAUGGCACUAGGCAUUUCAUCAUCGAGAAUUCCCAAGAUGGGCAUUAUGAAUCGGUAGACUAUCGCGGCAAGUCCCACAGCCAAGUAUUCCGCGGCUACGAGAAGCACUCACAGUCUUUUGUUAAGUCUUUUGACAAUAAUGGCUUUGUUGAUUACGACUACGAGGAUCCUACGCCAUUGAUGGACUCUUAUCAUGAUGAUAUGGACUCGGGUUACCAAGAGCCGCACGAGGUUACAGGUUCCUUAAAACGGACUGCGAUGCGAACUUUGGAUUCAAUGAAUGAUACCCCUACCAGUGGUGGAUCGAAUUCCAACUUCAACUCUAACCAGAUUGGUAACUCCAAGUCCAUUAGCCGCAAGACGACGCUCUCACGUCGCAUUAGCGAUGCGUCCUCCCAGAAUGGAACAUCCAUGUAAAUGUUGUAUUAAUGGAGGUAUCCCUAAGUUGCGUCUUGUAUAUUUCAAUUGGCGGCACACGUGGGAUUGGGAGGAGAUCCGGUCAUGUCGUCCAUCAUCACAAACUGCAGAUUGUAUGAAUUUACGCUGAUAUUUUAGACUAUUUUAAGAGGUGAAUGCACAAGUGUGGGUUGUUUUCGAAGAUCACAAGAGGCAGUUAAGUGAUUGGAACAAAAAAUGAACUUAAUUUCAAGCGGGAAAAGCGACUUCGUUAGAAAAAAUCACUAAAUUCCAAAACUAUAAAACUCGACUAUCAUAAAUUUGGGACUAUAACUGCUGGAAUCGUUGGCAAUUUUACUAUAUAGAGAGAAACCACAUGCACACAUGCGAUUACUUUUUAAGCCUAACUACUAUGGAUCAUUAUAUCCGCUAGUGUACUAUAAUACUCGUGCACAUAAUACUCGCGCCGCUAUUAAUUGCUUUGUAUACAUCUUCUUUUAUAAAUACCUUAACUAUACGUCAGAUAAUCUAACUAAUCGCGCAAUUCGAUAUCGCUGAUCGGAAAGGCCAACUAUUGUAUCUGCAUAUAGACUUACCAUGGGAGUCCUUCCUUUUCCCAAAAGAUCUGGGUAAGGUUAUAAAUAAACAUAAAUAGAUUUUGAAAA
Molecule: messenger RNA, 1689 nt
Organism: Drosophila eugracilis
Lineage: Eukaryota; Metazoa; Arthropoda; Insecta; Diptera; Drosophilidae
Exons: 4
Coding region: 98-1045 (315 amino acids)
Source: RefSeq, a predicted model, not a curated record